Aspergillus ochraceoroseus IBT 24754 is the source of this 1347-nucleotide messenger RNA. Its product is annotated as NADH:flavin oxidoreductase/NADH oxidase. The record is from RefSeq and is a predicted model, not a curated record. NCBI's taxonomy places the organism in Eukaryota, Fungi, Ascomycota, Eurotiomycetes, Eurotiales, Aspergillaceae. Gene Ontology annotation, cellular component: intracellular anatomical structure. The transcript has a single exon. Bases 1 to 1347 code for a protein of 448 amino acids. Gene Ontology annotation, molecular function: NADPH dehydrogenase activity; FMN binding; NADP binding.
AUGGGCUCCAUUGAUCUGGGGACUGCACCCUCGCCAGCCAGCGUACCUGCACAGGGAAUCCCAUACUUCACCCCAGCAAAUAAUGCCGGCGCUGCACUGGACCCAACAGAUAAGAAUACCCCGACAAUAUUUCGCCCUCUCACGAUCCGUGAUGUCACAUUUAAAAACCGCGUCUUUGUUUCGCCUAUGUGCAUGUACUCGGCAGCGUCCGAUCCAAACUCGCCCUUUGUGGGCGCGUUGACCGACUUUCAUCUCAGUCACCUGGGCCAUCUAGCCCUAAAGGGUGUCGGCCUGGUGAUUGUCGAGGCCACUUCCGUCCAACCAAACGGGCGUAUCUCACCAAAUGACUCCGGUCUGUGGCAAGAGGGCACGGAUUCGGAGCAAUUCAAGGGCCUGAAGAGGGUCGUGGACUUCGUCCAUAGCCAAGGCGCAAAGAUCGGUAUCCAGCUAUCGCACGCCGGGAGGAAAGCCAGCAACGUUGCGCCAUGGUUGGCGAUGAAGAAUGGCGUGAGGAGUCUCAGAGCCGAUGCGAGCGUUGGCGGGUGGCCGGAUAACGUUGUCGGGCCAAGUGGCGGGGAAGAGCAUACUUGGACGCCUGGGAAUGUAUCAUUCUGGCCACCUAGGGAGCUCAGCACUGCAGAAGUAGAGGACUUGGUGAGGGCCUUCGCCAAAAGCGCUGCAUUGGCUGCUCAGGCCGGGGUCGAUGUGAUCGAACUCCACGGAGCGCAUGGAUAUCUGAUCAACGAGUUCUUGAGUCCCGUCACCAACCACCGCACCGACAAAUACGGGGGGAGCUUCGAGAACCGCGUCAGAAUUGUGCGAGAGAUUGCCCAGGAAACCAGAAAGGUGAUUCCUGCGGGUAUGCCGCUCUUCCUGCGUAUCAGUGCAACGGAGUGGUUGGAGCACUUGCCGGUCGCGGCUGAGCGAGGAUCAUGGGAUAUGGCUUCCAGCAGCGAACUGGUAAAAUUGCUCCCGGAACUCGGAAUUGACUUUGUCGACGUGAGCUCUGGAGGCAACCACAAGGAUCAGAAAUUCGAUCCCUUCGGGGACUACCAGAUCAAGCUUGCUGGACAGCUUCGGUCCCAGAUUCGUGCCGCCGGAGCGAAGACCCUCGUGGGUGCCGUUGGGCUCAUCAGGGAGGUAGAGUUGGCGUCGGAAAUCGUGCAGGGAGCAGACCAGGAUGAAGCCCAUCUUGCGGAAUCUAUGCUGGCUGGCUCUGAGCCAAAGGCGGACGCUGUCUUGAUGGCAAGGCAGUUCCUGCGCGAGCCCGAUUGGGUCAUGAAUGCAGCAAAGAAACUGGGCGUCAAGGUCACCACUCCUAACCAGUUUGGAAGGGCAUGGAUGUAA